Molecule: messenger RNA, 567 nt
Organism: Acaulospora morrowiae
Lineage: Eukaryota; Fungi; Glomeromycota; Glomeromycetes; Diversisporales; Acaulosporaceae
Source: the annotation of a GenBank genome assembly
AAAGUUGAACAGGUACCAGUAGGCGAUUAUGAAUUGCCAUUGGGUAAGGCCGAAAUUUUAAAAUCGGGCAAAGAUGUCACGGUAGUAGGUUAUGGAUCACAGAUUUACGUUCUUGAAAAUGCUAUACAGAUGGCAGAAAAAGCUAUACCUGGUCUAUCAUGUGAGCUUAUUGACUUAAGAACGCUUUUACCAUGGGAUGUUGACACGGUUGCAAAAUCGGUUGAUAAGACUGGUAGGUUGGUUAUUGCUCAUGAGGCACCACAAACCUCGGGGUUUGCAGCUGAAAUUGCGACCAGUAUAAUGGAGCGUUGUUUUUUGAGACUUGAGGCACCAAUUCAACGAGUUUGUGGCUGGGAUACCCCGUUUCCUCUUGUAUUUGAAAAAUUUUAUGUCCCUGAUGCCAUAAGGUGUUUGGAUGCCAUCAAAGAAGAUAAAUUACAGUUGGCCGCUUCAACCAUUUGGAAGAAGUGCUUGAUAAAAAUCGACAAAGACAAUCAGUCCUUAUUGAAUUCCGAAUUAUUAUAUGCAGAACAAGGAAAACAAACUUCGACAAUAACAGUAAAAUGA